GCAUUUUUUUGGAACAUACACAAAUAGAAAAAUCUGUCAAUUUAUAAUAAACCUAAAAUUACGUCGGUAGUUUCGCCAUAAUUUUCUAAAAUACAUUUUUGUACCAAAUUUAAGUGAUUUCAGCUCCUUCGUUGACAUCAAAGCCAAGAUUUCUUCUAUUCCAAUAGGCUUAUGAUCAGGUACGGAAAUAUACCAAUAGACAUGGACUUGGCCCGAGAAACUAAGAUCCUUGACGUAGAACGUUUGAUUUUCGGAAUGGCCAUGAUAUUUCCCUUCUUGAUUAUACAAUGCCGGGAACUUCUUUGCCUCUUCCAUGGUGUCUACCGGAUAUUACGCCUGAAAUUUCUAGGUGGUUGGAAGCUGAAACCUCGAAGGUCAAUAGAGGAACCACACCAGCUUGCUGAUGGCACAUUUGAAUUCAAGCUAUGGCGGCUUUGGAAGUCGGUUUGCUACCAAAGUCAACGGAAUUAUCCAAAUGAUCAGAAUGAGGAUGAUUCGUGAAGAGGUCCUGAAGGAUUUACAUUGUGUCGUUAAUUUUUUAAAGUUCUUUGUAACAUGUUACAGUACCUUGUCUAGCGUAUCAGAUAUUAUAUAGGUCUAGCGUGAU
Messenger RNA from Hermetia illucens (black soldier fly), 607 nucleotides. RefSeq lists its product as uncharacterized. Bases 172 to 501 code for a protein of 109 amino acids. NCBI's taxonomy places the organism in Eukaryota, Metazoa, Arthropoda, Insecta, Diptera, Stratiomyidae. The record is from RefSeq and is a predicted model, not a curated record. The transcript is spliced from 2 exons.